Molecule: messenger RNA, 1801 nt
Organism: Cylicocyclus nassatus
Lineage: Eukaryota; Metazoa; Nematoda; Chromadorea; Rhabditida; Strongylidae
Source: the annotation of a GenBank genome assembly
UAUGUCUGCGUCAUUUAGGCUCCGAUCAUUGCGUCUGAUGGAAAACAAGUCUUUAUCUUGGGUAGACUAUGCUGUAUUCGGUCUUAGCCUGUGCCUAUCAUUAGGAACAGGCGUGUACCAUGCCAUAAGAAGCCACUUUCUGCUUCGAGAUGGCUCGGUAAAGACAACGGCAAAAGAUGAAUACCUCAUGGGAGGGCGCAAGAUGCCCCCUGUUCCAGUCGCCCUUUCGCUUUUGACAACGUUUCUCUCAGGAAUCCUCAUGCUCGCAAUGCCAGCAGAGAUGUUCGAGAAAGGUGCUCAAAUUUGGGUGAAUUUUGUCACUGGCGUGUUGGCCUUUCUAAUCACUUGCCUUGUAUUUCUGCCAAUCUUCCACAAAAUGAAAUGCACAUGCUUACACGAGUAUUUUAUACACAGGUACAACUCGACACUUAUUCGUCAACUGUUUUCUUUCUUAUUUCUUUCACUUACGGUGAUCUAUCUGUCCAUAGUGAUUUAUGCCCCUGCUGUUGCUUUAUCUCCAGUACUCCACAUUCCGAAGUGGUGGCUAAUUCUGAUAUUUGGUCUUUGUACCACACUUUAUACCUGCAUUGGCGGCUUGAAAGCAGUUGUAUGGAGCGAUUCAUUGCAGGCAAUCCUCAUGUACAGUGGAGUAGUCGUGCUAAUAGUACAAGGGCUUAGAAAUCCCAGAGUUGGCGGUAUUGAAAGGGUGUGGACGAUAGCGAUGGAGAGCGGAAGAACAUCAGAGCUGUUUAGAUUUGAUCCAAGACUAGAUCAGUAUAGCAGCGUUUGGAUCAACGUCGUGUCAGGUACCAUCACUUGGUUGGCGUGGUUUGGUGUGAAUCAGUUGGCGAUGCAACGUUAUGCGAGUCUUCCCAACCUAAAACAAGCCCAGCAAAUUAUCUAUUGGACGCUUGCUCCCUUCACUAUCCUCUGCUCUGCAGUCGCUUUCAUUGGAUUCAUUGCAUUGGCAUAUUUCUACAACUGCAACCCUAUUGAGACUGGUCAAAUCACUGAAACAGAUCAUCUAACCAUUAUAUUUGCAAAAGAUGUUUUACAGCCGACCCCAGGUCUUUUUGGACUAUAUAUCUCCUGCAUAAUGUCUGCAACCCUAUCGACCUUGUCUAGCGGAAUGAAUAGCAUGGCAGCGGCAGUAUAUGAAGACUUCAUAAAAACUUCAAUGGAUGGGCGGAUCACUGACCAUCAGGCUACUCUUGUAAACAAGGCCAUUGUCGUUCUCGGAGGAGUUGUAUCCACAGCCCUAGCAUUUUCAGCAGAGUCACUCGGUGGAAUACUCAGGGUAACCAUAAGUGUCAUGGGCGCUAUAUCAGGGCCAAUGGUAGCUAUUUUCGUGCUGGCUAUGUUCUUUCCUAAAACAGGAUUUUGGAGUUGUUUGAUCUCUUUUGUGGUCUCCAACAUUAUUAUGGUUGCAAUCUGUAUGGCUAAUUAUAUUGAAGACCCCUACCGUGACUAUUUCCUACCAACAAACUCUAGCGUGACUGGAUGCGAAUCACAGAAUUAUACCGUAAGACAAUUACCUUCAUAUGAUGCUCACUAUGGGAAUCAAGAAGCAAUGUACAUAUCGAGAAUAUCAACAUAUUCCUAUGGUGGACUUGGCUUCUUUAUAAUGAUAGCCAUAGGAAUUGCUGUUCACUUUGUAAUACCAGAAGAGAAACCGAAAAACAUUCGGCACUUGACGUUUGCCGGGCGAAACGACCCUUGGCCGGACUCUAAACAACACGAAUAUGAUCACUUUAUUGAUAAAUGAACAUUUUCUCUCAUAUGUAAAUAAAUUGUACUUUGA